UUUUUACCCUAGAUAGGCUGGUUGAGUAUCAAGUGCUGUAUUCACGCAGAAACGGACGCCAUUAUUUUGUUCUUCCUUGUGCUGCGGUUACGUGGGCGUUUUAUUUUUUUACUCGCAGAAAUACGAUUAAUUCGCGAAUACUGUAACGAUGGCUAUAUUCGAAUUUCGAAGGCUUUCGUAUGACUGAAUAAUUAGCGGGUGUUUUUUUCUCUGGUUGGAUUUCACAAGUAACAGGAACGCGACGAAAGUAGAAAGAUGGCCUCUAGCGGGUCCGAUGAUGCAUCGAAAACCACCACUCCCCUUAGUGGGAGUACAAAUUUGUCCUCCACAACCUCCGCGACUGUUAUUACAUCUACCACUCCGCUUACAUCUACUAAAAUACUUCCAACGACUGAACCAUCUAAACCUAUAAGUACAACACCAGCUGAAAAUGCCGUGAUGGAAAUUCUCAAUAAGGGUCAGGAUAUAUCAGGGGUAGAAUCAAGAUGGGUUUAUAUGACUAUUGUAAUAGGAAUCACGCUGGUUGUAUUUGGAAUAUGUUUUUGCUGUAUCAGAAGAUGUUUCAGAAAGCGGAGAGCGAAAGAUGCAAAGAAAGGCAAAGGUGUUGUAGAUUUAAAAUCAGUACAAUUAUUAGGGUCAGCGUACAAAGAAAAAGUACAACCGGAUAUGGAUGAAUUAACGGAGAACGCCGAGGAUAUCGCAGAAGAAGGAGAGAAAAAAGAAGAAAUAAAAUUAGGAAGACUGCAAUAUAAAAUGGAGUACGACUUCAACGCAAACAGCUUAUCAGUGACUGUUAUUCAAGCGGAAGAUUUACCAGCUCUUGAUAUGGGUGGGACUUCCGAUCCUUACGUAAAAGUUUACCUGCUUCCAGAUAAAAAGAAGAAAUUUGAGACUAAAGUGCACAGAAAAACGUUAAACCCUGUAUUUAAUGAAACAUUCGUCUUCAAAGGUGUUCCAUACGCCGAAGCUAUGAAUAAAACGUUAGUAUUUGCAAUUUUCGAUUUCGAUCGGUUUUCAAAACACGAUCAAAUUGGCGAAGUGAAAGUACCCCUGUGUCAAGUAGAUUUAGCUCAAACUAUCGAAGAAUGGAAAGAAUUGCAAUCGGUGGAAGGUGAAGGCGGACAGGAUAAUAAGUUGGGUGAUAUUUGCUUCUCAUUGCGCUACGUACCAACCGCCGGUAAGCUGACUGUAGUCAUUCUUGAAGCGAAGAAUUUGAAGAAGAUGGACGUCGGUGGUCUUUCUGACCCUUAUGUGAAGAUAGCACUCAUGCAAAAUGGCAAACGAUUGAAAAAGAAGAAAACCAGUAUCAAGAAAUGCACACUAAAUCCCUACUAUAACGAAUCUUUCACUUUUGAAGUUCCAUUUGAACAAAUACAGAAAGUUAAUUUAAUGAUCACUGUGGUUGAUUACGAUCGUAUUGGAACAUCAGAACCGAUAGGAAAAGUUAUAUUGGGAUAUAAUGCUCAAGGUACUGAAUUACGCCAUUGGUCUGAUAUGUUAGCUUCUCCACGUAGGCCUAUUGCCCAAUGGCACACACUUAAAGAUCCAGAAGAUGAUAAGAAGGAUUAAAGUAUUACGAACUGAAAUUAUACUCAUCUACCUAAAAAAUUCGUGAAAUUUAUUGGUCUAUAAAAAAAUUCACACAAUCCACGCAUCAGCUGUGAAAUGCUUGCUGACUUGAAAUGCGCACAAAAACUAUAUAUACAUAAUAUAAAAUGUACCUAUUAAUUUACCUCUGUACAUUAUUUGUUAUACGUAUUUACCUACCUACCUACCUACCUAUUUACCUUACGUAUGCAUGUGAAUAUAAAUACCUACCUACUUUUGCAUACACGUUUUAAACGCAAAAAAAAUGUUGUAGUUUAAAUACACGUUACAUUUAUAUUAAUUUCUAUCGAUACUUAUACGCUAAAACAGCUAAAAAAAAAUCGCAGUACCUAUUUAAUACAUAGAAUGAUCUUUUACAGCUUUCACGUGAGAGCUGAUUAUUUAAAAUUAGCCUUUUUUUUGUAAUUUCCUUAUUAUUUAUUUCCUAUUGUUUUAUUUAUUUACGAUUUCGUGUUUCUUUUCUUGUUAUAUUUGUUAUUGUUUUCCUCUUCUGUGUUGUUAAUAUUUUUUUUUAAGUUGUUACGAAAAUGUUAAGAUGUUGUUAUUAUCGAUUCGCAUAUACCUACCUAUGUAUUAUACCAGGUGUAAUUUAUAUAGUUCUGAGAAGUAACCUAUUAAUUGUUAUUUCAUAACUUGAAAGAAAAAAUUCACAAUUUUCAGUCCAACUGGAUUCGUAUUGAAAGAUUUUAUUUCAUAAAGUAUGAUAUUUUCCUCCUCAUUUUCAGCAUUAAGUAUGAUUUUUAGCAGACAUAUAUUUUUAAUUUUUGUCUUUUUGUAAUAUUCUGUAGUCCUUGUUGACAAUAAAAGCGAAUGUAAAUAAAAAAAAUGUUCUGACUUGAUAUUGUAGAGGCGAGUGUUUUAUAUAGAAGAUUAUAUAUUAUAAUUUAUAAAGUGUACAUAAUUACGAAGCUUUUUGAAAAAAAAACCACCUUAUAUUUAUAACGAGUGAUUUUUAAGGCAUAUGAUGCAACAUUUUUACAUAUAUGACAUCAUGGAUACUGUAAUUAUAAAUUUUUAUUAAAACGGUAGAUGGCCGUCUAAAAUUACCAAAUAAGAUGUUGCAGUAAGUGACAUAUCUAUAUCAAUCUAUAAUAUUACGCGUUGGACGAGUUUAUGAUAUACUUAAACACGUACUUUUAUACAUAGUAUUUUAAUUUGAUUUUUUUUUCAAAUAAUUUAUAAUUUGUUUAUAUUAUUUUAAUCGUUAAUUUUUUUUGAUACUAUAAAAUAGUCGGUUAUGUAAUGUCAACCAGUGAUCAAAAAAAAAAAAAAAAAAAAAAAAUACAAGCUCCUGAGGGUGUCGUCGACGCGUUUAAAAAAGCUGGUUCGUGAUGAGAGGUUGAAAUGAGAGAAAUAAUAGUGAUAUUAAAGCAAUCAGGAUGAAAACGAAAGUAGUGUAUCAGCUUUUGCCAUUCAUUAAAAAUGAUAUAAUAAUUUUUUUUUUAUUUUAAUAUCUAUUCUUUAUGUACAUACAUUACAUAUAUACUUUAUAAAAUCGGUACCUAUGCUUUCAUUAAAAAGAAAGAAGAUUCUUACCUUUUCGUUUGGUUUAAGCACUGCGAACGGGACUCGAAGUUUCGAUGUAGCAUGUGAUUUGACUCAUUGGCUUAUUUCCUAUUAUUUUUUAUUGAUAUUUAUUUUUUUUAAGCAUUAGUUGAUCUACCUAUAUUUCUUUGUGACUAGUCGCCCCGUUACUUCUUUAUCUUUUAAUUUUUAGCUAAUUUCCUUGGACUUUACAUGUAGAUUGUUAUUCGAAAUUGGAUAAUCUAUCUUAUGAAAAAUAUAAACGAUAUGAAUGUUUAAA
Planococcus citri (citrus mealybug) is the source of this 3412-nucleotide messenger RNA. Its product is annotated as synaptotagmin 1-like. Gene Ontology annotation, cellular component: exocytic vesicle; axon; synaptic vesicle membrane. Gene Ontology annotation, molecular function: syntaxin binding; clathrin binding; calcium-dependent phospholipid binding. The transcript is spliced from 11 exons. NCBI's taxonomy places the organism in Eukaryota, Metazoa, Arthropoda, Insecta, Hemiptera, Pseudococcidae. Bases 256 to 1569 code for a protein of 437 amino acids. Gene Ontology annotation, biological process: regulation of dopamine secretion; synaptic vesicle endocytosis; regulation of calcium ion-dependent exocytosis. The record is from RefSeq and is a predicted model, not a curated record.